Molecule: messenger RNA, 6330 nt
Organism: Hypomesus transpacificus
Lineage: Eukaryota; Metazoa; Chordata; Actinopteri; Osmeriformes; Osmeridae
Gene: kmt2e
Product: lysine (K)-specific methyltransferase 2E
Exons: 22
Molecular function (GO): protein binding
Source: RefSeq, a predicted model, not a curated record
UUUUGUUCUAUCCUCCUCUCUCCCUGUGUGUCCAGCAGACCUGAAUCGGUGGAGGCCAGUCCUGUGGUGGUGGAGAAGUCCAGCUACCCGCACCAGAUCUACAGCAGUAGCUCUCACCACUCCCACAAUUACAUAGGCCUGCCUUACGCCGACCACAACUAUGGGGCUCGCCCCCCACCCACUCCCCCGGCCUCCCCGCCCCCCUCCAUGCUGAUCCGGCCGGGCGAGGGGCUGUUUGUUCCGGGGGGCCAGGACGAGGCGUCCAGGGGCACCACGCUCAGCACCUCGGAGGACGGCAGCUACGGGGCCGACAUCACCCGCUGCAUCUGCGGCUUCACCCACGACGACGGCUACAUGAUCUGCUGCGACAAAUGCAGUGUGUGGCAGCACAUAGACUGCAUGGCCAUCGACAGGCUCCACAUUCCUGAGACCUACCUGUGCGAGCGCUGCCAGCCCCGCAACCUGGACAGGGAGAGGGCCGUCCUGCUGCAGACCAGGAAGAGAGAGAACAUGUCUGACGGGGACACCAGCGCUACAGAGAGCGGGGACGAGGUUCCCCUGGAGCUCUACUCUGCCUUCCAGCACACCCCCAACACCAUCACCCUGACCACCGGGCGCCUGCCCAGUAAGCAGGCCGACAAGAAACGCAAGAGGAGCGGAGACAAGGAGCCCGCUGCCGCCGCCGCCCGAGCUAAGAAGGCAUUCCGCGAGGGCUCUAGAAAAUCCUCCAGAGUAAAGGGCUCGGCCCCAGACCUGGAGCCUUCGGAGCACCCGUCCCUGUGGGAGAACAAGAUCAAGUCCUGGAUGGAGCGCUACGAGGAGGCCAGCAGCAACCAGUACAGCGAGGACGUCCAGAUCCUGCUGCGGGUCAAAGAGGCCGGAGACGGCAAGACCCUGGCUUACAACACCAACCCUGCCACCUUCAAGCCACCUGUAGAGAGUCAGGUGCAGAAGAAUAAGAAGAUAGUGAAGGCCGUGAGGGACCUGGCUCCAGACUCCCUCAUCAUUGAGUACAGGGGCAAGUUCAUGCUGAGGCAGCAGUUUGAGGCCAACGGCUACUUCUUCAAGAGGCCCUACCCCUUUGUGUUGUUCUACUCCAAGUUUGACGGGCUGGAGAUGUGCGUGGACGCCCGCAGCUUCGGCAACGAGGCCCGCUUCAUCCGCCGCUCCUGCACCCCCAACUCUGAGGUGCGCCACGUCAUAGAGGAUGGCAUGCUGCAUUUGUAUAUCUACUCCCUGAGGCCCAUCACCAAGGGCAGUGAGAUUACCAUAGGCUUUGACUAUGACUAUGGCAGCUGUAAAUACAAGGUGGACUGUGCCUGUCUGAAGGGGAACCAAGAGUGUCCUGUGCUCAAGCACAACCUGGAGCCCACGGAGAACCUGGGGGCGGGCACCCGCCGCCGGGGCCGCAAGGACAAGGAGCCCCCCCGGGGGGAGGACGGGGGCCAGAACCAGAACCUGGGCCUCGACUGUGAGGGGAAGGGCCGGGGCCUGAUGGACGGCAAGCAGAGGAAACUGUCUCCCCUCCGCCUCUCCAUCUCAAACAACCAGGAUCCUGAGUUUAUUGAGGAUCUAGAAGACAAAACCUCCGUUAGCAAUGAAGUAGAGAUGGAGUCAGAGGAGCAGAUUGCAGAGAGGAGGAAGAAGAUGGCCAGCCCAGCAGAGGAGUCCCAUCUGCCCGGCGGAGGGACCUCCAGCUGGAUGGGCUCCAGAAACAAGGAGACCCGGGAGGAGAGGAAGAUGGAGGCCAUCCUGCAGGCCUUCGCUCGCAUGGAGAAGAGGGAGAAGCGCAGGGAGCAGGCCCUGGAGAGGAUCGGCACCAAGUCAGACGUGCUGGGGCGCAGCGACAUCAAGGAGGAGCCCCCCGCCACCCCCGAGGCCGAGUGUCCUGCACCCAUGCAGCCCCUGCUGGAGGUGAAGGAGGAGCCGGGCCUGAAGCCGGCCAAGGUCAAAGGCUCCCGCCAGAGGAAGAGUUUCACCAGGAACCGCACGCACAUCGGCCAGCAGCGGCGGCGAGCGCGCACCAUCAGCACCUGCUCCGACCUGCCUCCGGGCUCCCCGGGGGACUGUCUGGAGCCCUUGGCCAGCGAGGGGGCCCCCGAGGGCGAGGCCCCCUGCGCCCCCGAGCCGGAGACCCUGUUGUCCCACCCUCCCGACGCCAGCCCCCCGCACAGCUGCUCCCCCGCCCCGGACAGGAGCCGCCCCGGGCAGAAGAACUUCAAGGCGAAGAAGGCUUCCUCUCUGUCCGCCCAGCAGCACUUUGUGAGCGAGUGGGCGGGGGACAAGCCGGAGCGCGCCGUGCGGACCCCGGAGCCCGUCCCUGAGCGGCCCCUGAGGAUCAGCAGCGAUCCCGAGGUGCUGGCCACGCAGCUCAACGCCCUCCCGGGCAUGACGUGCAGCCCGCACGUCUACAGCACGCCCAAACACUACGUCCGCUUCUCCUCGCCCUUCCUCGUCAGCCGCAGCCCCACCACGCCGGGCGUGCCCACCGGGCGCCGGCGCUCUCGAGAGCUGCCCGAGACCCCCCCCACCUCUGGCUCCUGCAAGAAGCGCUGGUUAAAGCAGGCUCUGGAAGAGGAGGGCUCCACCAGCCCAGCCAGCAGCCGCCCCGCCCUCCUCCUGCCUCCCGACGGGCCCCUCAGCCCCCCCAUCAACGGAGACUCUGACAGCCCCCUCCCCUACAACGGCUGCUCUCUACCAGAGUUACCCACCCCCCUGAAGAAGCGUCGCCUUUGUCCUCUGGACGCCUGCAUGUCAGAGAGCUCCACCCCCUAUGGCUCUCCCUGUGCCACGCCCACCCGGGCAGACCUAUCAGAGACGCCGGGAACGCCCCUGCUGCUGGCCACCCCGCCCCGCCCCCGUGCGGAGGAGCCCAGCAUGGAGGCUCAACCCAGCACCCCGACACACACAUUAAGCGCCCCACAAGAGAGUGAGUCUUCGCUGGACAGCUCCCCAGAGGGCAGUCGCAGACCCAGCACCCACGAGGUGGAGCGCCCCCCCUCGCUGCUCUCCUCUCCCUGCGUCAGGGCUCCCAGUUCAGACACCCCUCCCCAGGACACCAAGGCGCCCGCGGCCCCCCUGAGCCCCGAGGCCCCCGCCGUGGAGGUCCAGGACUGCGGGGAUGAGGAGGCCGCUGACCCCGGGCCGGGGGCCGAGGCCAGCAGCGAGGCCUCGUCCUCCGCCGACCCGUCCUCCUCCUCGUACCCUCCCUGGAUGAAGAGCCCCGAAAGGGGGCCGGCGCCCGGCCCAGGGGGGCUGUCCUUCUCCCCCAUCAACUCCAACCUGAGGGACCUGACCCCCUCCCACACCCUGGAGCCCAUCCUGCCCUUCAGGCCCGAGGCUGGAGCCGCUGUCGUAGCUGGGGCCGGUGUCGGGGCCGGGGCCGUGGUUGUGGUGGCCCCUCCCUUCAGCGAGGCCGCCCAGCUGUUCUACCCCUGCUCAGAGGAGGGAGGAGCCCUGGGCUUCUCGCGCUCGCUCAGUGGGGACAGCACAGGCGAGGGAGGGGGGUCAGCGCACAACCCCCCCCAGAAGAAGAAGGUGUCUUUGCUGGAGUACAGGAAGCGUCAGAGGGAGGCUCGCCGCAGCGGCUCCAAGACGGACUGUGGCUCCCCGCUCUCCAUGGUGGCGCCCCUCACCGUGGACGUGUUCCCCGUCGCCGUGGAGACCGCUGCCCACGAGCCGACGCCCCCGACCCCGGCGCCCAACACGCCCAACACCCCCCAGGCCUGCGAGGACCCAGACCCCCCGGCCCCGCCCCCCGCCCCGGGGGACAGGGAGAAGGAGGAGGGUGGAGGAGGAGGAGAAGGACAGUGGACGGCGUCCACCUCGGUGGAGCAGGCCAGGGAGCGAGGCUACCACCGCGCCCUGCUGCUCAGCGACCACCGCAAGGACAAGGACCCAGACGGGGAGGCCGAGGGGGGAGAGGCCCCGGCCGCGUCCAGUGACCCCCCGUCGCCCAGUCCUCAGAAGACCCCGACACACACGCCGUGUUCCCCAGGCCCCAGCGCCCCCUCACAGCCUGCCAGCCGGCCAGCCAAGGAGGAGGAGAGCGACAGCCAGCCUCAGACCCCCACCCAGAACCCUGCCAAGCCUGCAGGCUCCAAACCCACAGCCCCCCUGACUCCCACCAAGCUGCAUGCUGCCCCUCUCCCAUCCUCCCCCAGCCACUACCCCAACCCCUCUGUCCUCCACUCUCCUAAGACCCAGGCCCAGGGCUCGCCCUUCCGCGGCCAGAGGGCCUUCCUCUCCUCCCAGCCCCAGCCCCAGCCUGGCCCAGCCUCAUUCUCCCAGUACAGCCCCCAGAGUGCCCCACCCCCACCGCCCCCUCCUCCCCCAGCACCUCCAGCCUCCACACCCUACUUCCCUGGCCAGGCCACUCCCAUCGCCGGGCCCUUUCCGGGGUUCAAACCAGCUGUUACAUCCCCCUUCCCCCCCGGCUCCCAGCCUCUCCUCCAGACCCACCCCCAUGCCCUGCACUACCAGACCUCUGGUGCCCCACCUCCCCCUCCACCUCCUCACCCCCAGCCCGGCCCCUCCCUGCUGCACGUCAGCCUGCAGCCCCCUCCCAUCCAGCAGCUCCUGCUGACCGCUGCCCCCCAGGUCCCUCCCCCUCCGCCCCCUCCCCCCCAGGCCCAGACCCCCCAGCAGCAGCAGCAGCCUAGUGGCAGCACCCUCCUGUCCCUGGCACAGGGGCCUCCCCCUCCGCCGCCCCCUCCCCCGCCUCACGCCCCCUCCACCAGCGCCUCUCUCCAGGCCCCGCUCCACUUUCAGAACCUCGGGGGAUUCCAGCCCUCCUUGCUGCACCCCGGCGCCUCCACCAACCCCUCCGUGCCCUCCGCCACCUACCCCCCACCCCACCAGCAGACGGGACUGCCCCCCCCUCCCCCUCCUCCUCCCCAGCAGACUCAGCCGGGCCAGGCCCAGGCCCAGCCCUCAGCCACCCAGAUGCCUAGUGGGACUCGUGGGGCCUCUGCCUCCUCCGCCCCCUUCCACAGCACUGGGUACCUGGGGACAGGGUGGCACUGACCAACCCUGAGCAAGCCUAACAACCCUCCCUGCCGGCCCCUUUGAACUCACUCUGAGAGGGGGUUCCUACAGACGAUGUGCGUGUAACAUAAGCUGUAUAUAGAUUUUCUAUGUACCUGAACACAUGGCCAAUGGAAAAACAGGAGGAUUUGGUAUGAAAGGGUACUUUUCAAAAGAAAAUUGAGGAUUUGAGAAGAAGGAAGAAGAAAAAAAAAAAGGACCUUGCAACAAUCCUUGAAAAGAGACUUUGUAAAAUGAAGAUGGCCGAUCUCCCCUGGUGCUCAUCACCCUCUCUCUCACUGGUGUCACUCUGCCAGGGAGAACAACUCUCCUCCCUUUCUUAGUUUAUGAUUUUUUUUUAAUCUCCUUCCUGAUAGACAGAACGAUCUGUCCUCUCUGUGUUGUUUGGAUUCCUGUUGUAACGCCCCGCACUUUCUGUAUCAAUGGACAUUCCAGCCUCGAUCCCCUCGUCAGUUAGUUCUUUCUCUUCUCUUGUCUAUUGUCUUGCUUUACACCAUUUAUUUGUUUUUAUCUAGUGGCUCAUUAUAGCGAAAAGAAAGCUUUUUGUAUAGAGAAAAAAAAACGUGACUACAGAAUGAUUCUUUUUUGUAUUCCUCUGUGUAAGAAAUAUCUGUGCACCGCUGCAGAUUCAGAAAAGCCCUUCUGGGAGCUGGCUUUACUGACCCAAGAGGACGCAGUCAUCCUCACAUAGAAGCUGCCUGUGUGGAAAGUGAGUGUGUGUGUGUGUUUGGUGGGGUCUGUUUCUGUGUGAAAGAGUGAGAGAUGGAAGGAAAGUGGAAGGCAGAUUCCAAAUGACUAAAUGUUUGUCCUGUGUGAGUUUCUGAAAGUGAGAAAGCAGGGUGGAAUGAUGAGUGCUGUAGUCUUCUGAAGUGGUCAGAGAGAGAGAGAGAGGACUCGACGUAGGUAGAACGUUAGCGGUUUAUUUUUGAAUAUCAAUGGUUAUUUGUAGAAAGUGUAAUUUAAUGUAUAGGUGGUUACUCCAGCUUUCACCAGAAACAGGAUUGUAAAUAUUUGCUUCUUUUCUUUUCUAUGCUUGUACACUUCGCUCCCAUCCCAUUUUUGAAUAUGGUUGUAAAUACGAGUGCUCUUUUGGCAAAGCUGAAUGUUUCUGUGACAGUAGCACUAUUUUAUUUUGUUUUCUUUCUUCUGGACUAUUCAACUUUGUCUUUUUUAUUCUUUGUGUGAGUGUAUGUUUGUGUGGAGGAGAGAGACUCACAGACACUGCACUGGUUGGCUAUUUUCAUGGUUCAUAUAAUAAAUCACUGUAAUGACAGUUUUAUACCA